AUGGAAAGAAUUAAUAACACGACUUCUUCUUUUUACAAUAAAGUAAAACUUAAAUCAAAAACAGGUUUCGACACAUUUGACAUAACCAAAUCCUAUUGUGGUAAUAGUAAGAAGGAAGACACUGUGAUUUACAAAGACCAAACUAUUCAAAUCACAACAAAUGUGAGUCAAAAUAAAGACUUGAUUUUACAAGAUUCCACAGUCUUAAUAUUAUCUUCUUGCACCGUGUCGUUCGGUAACGUUUUUAUUUUGGGGACUUCAUCAAUAGUUGUGUACCCAUACUCAUCUCUGCAAACUAAAAAUAUGACCUUAUUUUAUUCUUCAUCUUUUUCGAUGGAAAAUUACACAAAAGUAAUUGUCACUGGAAAUCUUGAAAUAUACAAUUCUUCAUAUUUUGAGUCUUUUUAUUGUUGUACACUUGAAGUGUCAGACAACAUCACAUUGUAUGACACAUCGAUGUUUUAUACAUUAGACAACAACACUUUGACUAUUCAAAAUUCAGUGGUGCUCAACAAUGAAGCAUUGUUUUCUUUGUACCCAAACACGAAGGCCACCAUCAAAAAUUCCUUUUUAAUAUUCGACAACACCAUUUUAGUUUUGAAUAAUGCAGUGAUACUUACAAUAGAUUCUUUUGUUACAAACGGAAAUUCACAAAUUAAAAUUUUUAGUUUAACUAUUAUAAGAGUGAAUGAAAUGAUUCUACUUAAUUCAUCUAAGGUCUACCUUCAAAACGUCACAUCCAUAUUCACGAAAUACAUGUAUUUACAAGGAGAAUCCUUAUUUUCUUUAAAUAAUGAUACAACUGUGUAUGUUGACAAUUAUUUUGAAAUGCGCAACAAAGCCAUAAUUUCAUUUCGGUAUAAUGAUAGAUUAAUUGUAUAUGGCAAUGGAGUGGACCAGAAAAUAUGUGACCCCGACUUUAAUUAUAAUCCAGACGUGAGAUGUGUCAUCGCAGCAUUUUUAGACUCGUGUGUUAUCACACAAAGGUACGGUGACACACAACAAUAUCCAUUGUUCACACUUUACAAUGGAUUCGACGUUUUUAAUAAAGACGUUCUUCUGAAAAUGGCAACCUCUGUGGUAAAUUUCUUUGUUUAUGCAAAAGACUUUUUCAGGAACGACAAAUCGCCACUGUUUCUUCAAAACGGAAGAUUACAGAGGUUCUUUGUGUUUGAACAAGAAUACGACAUCCACUGCUUUAUGAAUGGAACAAUGUGGGAAAAUGAAUUUAAUUGGAAUUCCUCUUACCCAUUCAUCACACCGAACUGCCCAUGUUCUGGACAAAUGUGUUUUGUCCACACAAUGAAACAAAAAGUGACUUUUAAGAACAGAGAUUACUUCAAUGGAAAUGUGGUAAAUGCCGAUUUAUUAGAAAUAGGUGGUCAUGAUGUCGAAUUGCAUAUAAACACUUCUUUAAAUCGAGUGAUUUAUUCGGAUGUAUUAAAAAUUGAGAGAAGAGUGAAUCACAAGACUUCUAACAAGUCGGAUUUGAAAGGAGAAGAUGCCACACCAAGAACAUUGGUCGCACUAAUAGAUAAAAAUAACAACAACCCUUUAUCAAUAACACUGAAAUUCUCGUUAUAUGAAGAAGAGACAAAAGCAGAAGAAAGUAUUAUGAUUAAUGAAAAUGAGAUUACUAUAUCAUUAGUACAACACACCACUUCACAGGAUCAAGCUAUAGCAGAAAUCAUUCAAAUAGCACCAUCUGUGUUUCUCUUUAAAGCAAACACAAACUUCUCAUUUAAUAGUGUGGAUAAUUGUCAGAGUGCGUUGGUGACAAACAUGUCGGAGUGUUUGACUAACUAUUCACUUGUAUGUGCAAAAGGAUACUUUGUCGAUUUUGGGAAGAAGUGCUCGGAAUGUCCAAGUAAUUGUGAAGUCUGCACUAACACGACAAAAUGUAUUAAAUGUGCGCCUCAUUAUUAUCUCUCUAAUUUUCAAUGUCUUAAACUCCCCGACACAUGCACAUUAGCCACAAAUGAGAGAUGUGUAUUUUGUGGAGAAGGUGCGUUAAAUACACAAUACAAUUCAUGUGACAUGUGUUUGCCAUUUUGCAAAAAGUGUAGUGGGUUAAAGUGUAUUCUUUGUAAAGGAAAUUCAGUGAUCAAUUAUAACGGGUUUUGUUACACCCCAGAUGGAAGUCAGACCACCAAUGAAUACACAAUUACAAGUUGUAAAGAUGGCUAUUUUCUCAAUGAUACAAAAUGUACUAUAUGUACUAGUUUAGAUAUAGAUUGUAACGUUUGUAACAAAAAGAUGUGCACCAAAUGCAAUUCAAACACACUUUUUGUGAAUAACAUAUGCCGUUCACCGAUUGGGUAUAUGAUCCUUGAAAACAAGAUUUUUGGGUGUCAAAGUGGAUAUUCGAAAAGUGAGAAUGGCAGAUGCGAGAAAACGUUGAAUGACUGUCUCGUUUACAACAAUGGGUGUAUUAAAUGUAAUAGUUCGACUUAUCUAUCACAUGGGAAAUGUUAUACAACUGUUGAAAAAUGUGUGUCAUACACCACACUUGGAUGUUCUAGUUGUGAUUUUGGGUACUUUGUCGACUCUACCGGAAGAUGUGCAAAAUGUGAUAAAGAUUGUCUUUCUUGUUCGAAGAUAUCAACUCGUUGUUUGUCUUGUGACAAAACGGUAUCUUAUCUAAACAAUGGCACUUGUGUGUACUACGAAUUCUCUGCAGAUUCUUGUGCGCUUGUAGCACAAAAUGGUUGGUGCAUUACGUGUCAAAUUGGGUAUUACAAAAGUGGAACACAAUGCAAAAAGUGCAAUAAAUCAUGUGCGGCAUGUGUCACCUCUACUGUAUGUACAACAUGUUCUUCCAAUUAUUAUUGGUUACCAAAGAAUGGCAGUUGUGUAUGUAAAAACACAGUUUUGCACUGUUUAGAUUCUCCAAUAGGUUCUUUGGGGUGUAAGACGUGUCAAGAUCAGUAUUACCUUGAAGAUGGCAAUUGUAAAAAAUGUUCCAAUUGGUGUGGGCGAUGUAAGACAUAUGAUCGUUGUUUAUAUUGUACCACUGGAGUCUUAAUAAACGAGAGUUGUUUCAAUUACACUGCCAUUGAAAGUUGUAUUAAAGCCAAAAAUUCGAAGUGUGCCAGAUGUGAGUUCUGGAGAAGACCAAGUCCAGAUGGGAGUAAGUGCUUGUUUUACUUUGAGUGGAUACCUGUGAUAGUAUUACUGUUGACAAUUAUUGUUGUUAUUAUCAUUAGUGUUGCCAUCAGUUAUUUUGUCAUCCGAAAAUUGGUGAACGUCCACAACUCAUACAAAAACAAGUACAAGCACAACUCGAUGAAGAUGUCUGAGUAUCGAUUUGUUACAGAAAAGGAUACACAAAAUGGGAUAAUAGUGGGUGAGAGAGUCAUUAAUUUUGUUGACGAUAAUUUACUAAUAGUCAAUGUCCCCCGAGUGCGUACGAUUGUGAUAGGAAACGCACAGAAAUGUUUACAAAUAUUUCAAGUGGUUACAGGUAAUAUAAAAAAUAAGGUGAAUGUCACAUCAUCACCAGAUGUGUUCUUAUUAAAACCAAAUUACUGUUGUGAGGUAUUGAUAUCAGUACUACCAACGUGCACAUUUAAAAGUGAAGAAGAGCUUAAUAUCAUUGCGACGAGUGUGAGCACCAACAAGAAGACUAAAGUUAAGAUUAAGAUGCAAUUUGAUGUUGAGAUGUCGAAACGCAUUUCUGAAGAUGAGAUAGUAGUGAAGAAUAUUAUAGGCCAUGGAGCAUGCAGUAAUGUAUACUCUGGUUAUUAUCGUGGACAGAAAGUCGCUGUGAAGGAGAUGAAAUACCUUUUUGUGCAUCAAGAGAAGGCACAAGAGUUGUUGUUAAAUGAAAUUGAUGUACUCGAAAAGAUUCAGAACGACUUUAUAAUUUCAUAUAUAGGUUGUUUUACUUCAGUACAAAAAGUCAUAUUGGUCGAGGAAUUGGCAGAGUUUGGAUCUCUACAGCAAAGAAUUGACCAAAGUAAAGAAUUUUCAAAAGAAUUCAAAAUUAAGAUACUUAAAGACAGUUGCUGUGGUUUGGAAUAUCUUCAUCGCCACAAUAUCUUACACAGAGACGUAAAACCUGGAAACAUAUUGCUGGUGGAUCUCUCUAACAACGCUUAUUGCAACGCAAAGAUCUCGGAUUUUGGAAGUUCAAAAUACACAGUUAACACGUUGAAUUUGACAUUCACUAAAGCCAUCGGAACGCCUUCAUUCAUGAGCCCUGAAAUACUCAGAAUGGAAAAGUACACAAAACAAGCAGACGUAUACUCCUUUGCAGUCACUAUGUUCGAAACUUUUAUAUGGGACAAAAGCUACCCGGAGACUAACAAAAAGUUCGAGUACCCAUGGCUCAUAGCAGACUUCGUGACGUCCGGAAAAAGAAUUGGGAAACCAGAUAACAUGGAAAAUAGUGUUUUCGAACUCAUUAGCUUGUGUUGGGAUAACAACCCAAAUCAAAGACCAACCUUCGAGCAGAUUAAAAGUCGACUCGAAAAACUGUAA
Messenger RNA from Entamoeba invadens IP1, 4482 nucleotides. Its product is annotated as protein serine/threonine kinase, putative. The record is from RefSeq and is a predicted model, not a curated record. Bases 1 to 4482 code for a protein of 1493 amino acids. The transcript has a single exon. NCBI's taxonomy places the organism in Eukaryota, Evosea, Mastigamoebida, Endamoebidae. Gene Ontology annotation, biological process: protein phosphorylation. Gene Ontology annotation, molecular function: protein kinase activity; ATP binding.